This is a messenger RNA of Paramecium sonneborni, 231 nucleotides long. The record is from the annotation of a GenBank genome assembly. NCBI's taxonomy places the organism in Eukaryota, Ciliophora, Oligohymenophorea, Peniculida, Parameciidae.
AUGUACUUAUUUCCAAUAGUUUAUAAUAAAUAAAAGAAUGUGAUAAUUGUAAGAUAUAAAUUUUACAUAUAUAUCAUUCGAGAAUUGAACAAUGGUUAGUUCAAAAUAGUUGAUUAAUUGAAAUUUAAUACCAAUGAUAUUUAUGGAACAAUCACAAAUAAUGGAUAGUAUUUAGUUUAUUGGUAUGAUGAGAAGUAGUUUUAUUCAACAUAUGAAUUAUUAUAUAAAUGA